Messenger RNA from Camellia sinensis, 702 nucleotides. The record is from RefSeq and is a predicted model, not a curated record. Lineage: Eukaryota; Viridiplantae; Streptophyta; Magnoliopsida; Ericales; Theaceae.
UCAGUUAUUAACUUUCAAAUCUUUCUAUGUUUGAAAUUUUACAUGUUUGUAAAAAGAUUAACAUUUUGUAUGUUUAGAUAUUGAUGCUUCUCUUGAGGAUCUGUAUGUAAUUAUGUACCUUUCUAAAAUUUCCUCUUCAGAUCUGUAUUUGAUAUUGAUCCUCAAAAAAUCAAUUUAAAUUUUUGCAAGGUGCAAUUUUACAAAUUUGGAACUGGUUGAGAAGCAAAAGCUAUGCAUUUCUUCCUCCUGCUAAUUUGUUAUUCAUGUUUAAUAAGUCAAUGGCAAAUAUUAAUUCCUAUAAAAUCGCUUUCAUUGCUGCAUUUGAAUGCUUCAGGAAAUCAGUUUUAUUAUAUGUCAAUAUUUUGGCUCAGAGGAAUGCAAAUGGUUGGAACUGUUCUUCUCAGUUGCGCUUUCUUGUAUGACAUUUUUUGGGUGUUUGUUUCUAAAUUGUGGUUCCAAGAGAGUGUCAUGAUUGUGGUUGCUCGGGGUGAUAAGAUUGGAGAAGAUGGCAUACCGAUGCUGCUAAAGAUCCCUCGAAUGUUUGAUCCUUGGGGUGGCUACAGCGUCAUUGGAUUUGGUGACAUUAUCGUACCAGGACUGCUAGUAGCAUUUUCAGUAAGGUAUGAUUGGCUGUCAAAGAAGAAUCUUCGGCGUGGAUACUUUUUAUGGGCAAUGAUUGCUUAUGGAUUUGCAUGUUCUUAG